Molecule: messenger RNA, 1448 nt
Organism: Exophiala mesophila
Lineage: Eukaryota; Fungi; Ascomycota; Eurotiomycetes; Chaetothyriales; Herpotrichiellaceae
Exons: 3
Coding region: 365-1315 (316 amino acids)
Source: RefSeq, a predicted model, not a curated record
UCAUUACCUAUUAUCUAAAUGAAUCACUCUGUUUCUAUGAUGUCUUGCCUUAACCCACCCUCGCCUCGCAUCUAUUCUCCCGGUGCUUGUUUCCAACCGGCUGGACCAACACCGCGUAUUCGUGGCACAUGUUUACUUCUCAGAGCCAAAUGUUGACAAAUCAUUCAAAGCUCCGAGGCAGGAGGUGAGAUCCGACCUAGCUGACCUUCGACUGUCCCUUCAAUCUCAUUCGGCACACGACCGGGAUGGGGUAGUCCAUACAAAGUCCUCGACUUGAAGGCCGGACAUUAUAAACAAUGAGCCCAUGAAUGCCUCCGAAUACGUUGUCUUCCUCUCUUCAUCUAGUAGAUGACAUUGUGUCGCCAUGCUUGCUGAUCCAGUAAAAGUCCAAAUUCCCAAGUCUUACGAGACACUUCCUGUUAAGCAUGUCAAGGUGUCGCAUUAUCCAGAGGGCACGUCCGAACCCACUCCGGUCAUUGUCGUUACCCUGAACAGGCCCAAGCAGGGCAACGCCUUUACCAAUCAAAUGAUGACCGACUUCGAACUCAUUUAUCCCAUGUUCGAUCUUGAUGAAAGAGUCAAGGUAAUUGUCAUUACUGGCGCCGGCAAGUUCUUCUGUGCGGGUGCAGACCUCGAUAUCGGCUUUCCCAGUGAUGGCGAUAGAGAAAGGAUAGUCGAUCACCGUGAUAGUGGCGGUAGACUCAACCUCGCCAUAUAUCGCUGCAGAAAACCCACCAUCGUCGCUCUCAAUGGGUCCGCGGUCGGGCUGGGGAUGACUCUCGGUCUCUCAGCUGCCAUUCGAAUUGCUCAUGCUUCUUCCAAGUAUGGUUUUGUCUUCGCUCGUAGAGGCAUCACCAUGGAGUCCAAUUCGUCUUUCUUCUUGCCGCGCUUAAUUGGGCACUCUAAUGCCCUCUAUCUCUUGACCACCGGAGACGUCUAUCGAGGGGACUCUAAGCAUUUCGGCAGUCUGUUCCAAGAAGUCAUAGCUGAUCAGCCGGGUGUUCUGAAGCGAGCAUUAGAGCUUGCCACAAACAUUGCCGAAAAGACCAGUGUACUCGCGGGCUUCAUGAACCGCGAGCUCAUGUGGAGAGGGAAGCCGACCGUCGAGGAGACCCAUCUACUCGACAGCGCCGUCUUGUAUCACAUGUUCGCCAAUAAGGAUUGCAAGGAAGGGGUCAAGAGCUUCUUGGAAAAGCGCGAGCCUAACUUCACCGCAACCCUCGAGGAGGAUGGUCCUCCCAUUUAUCCUUGGUUCUCCGAGGUUGACACGGGCUCUCGACCACGUCGGGAUCGCGGCAGUAAAGCGAAAUUAUGAUCAUGAGCGUUCAGUGAUGAUCUCUAUCUCGUCAUUCGAGAUGCCGUUCAUAGUUUGGGCCUGGAUGUCUGUCGACGCCAAUUGCUCAAUGCCUCUGCUUCCCUCGUCAUGGCCUUCUUUUGCAUAGUUUCCA